CCGAGAGUCUGGGGUUCGGUUGACCCGAAAAUCCGGAACUCAUAACAACAGUCGUGUCUGAACUGAAAUCUCAGAAUCUGAGCAGGCCUUGGGCUAGAGGUGUCCAGGCCAUAUCUUAUUCCUGUUUAGGCCUUUUGGUCGGAAUAAAUAGAUAGAUGGAGUCGGGAGAGAAGGAAGGAUAGAGGGAUCUGGAAAGUUGAAACAGUAGCGGCGAUGAUGAUAUCGGAUCUCCCAAGGGAUAUGGUGGAGGAGGUGCUCUGUAAGCUUCCGAUGACAUCUCUGAGAAGAGCUCGAUUCACCUGCAAAAGAUGGAACAACACUUUAUCAAAAGAUUGGAGAUUUACAAGAAAGUACAAUGGUGAAGCAGCAAAGAGGAAGGAGUUUCAGGUGGUGAUGAUACUCGAAUACAAGGUUUACUUGAUGAGCGUCAACCUCCACAAUCCAUCUCCAUCUAUAGAGCCUAUAGGUAAACUCCACGAUGCUGGAGUCGACAUAAUUAAUGUCUUUCACUGCCAAGGUUUGUUGUUAUGCGUUACCAAAGACGGAACUAGGCUUGUUGUUUGGAACCCUUUUACUGGACAAACAAGGUGGAUCAAACCCAGAGAUUCUUACCACAGAUGUGACAGGUAUGCUCUCGGAUACGAGAACAGGAACAACUACCCGCUCAAAGUCUUGAGAUUUGUGGAUGACUACGACCGCAACUUAAAGCGCCAAUAUUUUUACCGCGGCUUGUCUCUCAAGGGCAAUACUUACUGGUUUGCCGAAAACAAGGUUGCACCAGGCAAAAUAGGAAGAGUUUUUUUACUCUGUUUCAACUUUACAACAGAGAGUUUUGGACCGCGUCUGCUUCUGCCUUUUCACGGUCGCUAUGGAGAUACAUUGACUCUAUCUAGCGUUAGAAAAGAGCAGCUUGCUGUCCUGUUUCAAGAAUGUGCACCUGCAUACACCUUGAAGGUUUGGAUUAGUAGCAAGGUUGGUCCCAAUGCAGUGUCGUGGAACAAUGUGUUCUUAUCGGUUGAUAUGAAACCACUAAUCGGUUUUCAGUUUCAUUGUUUCGCUGGAAGUUUCUUUGUUGAUGAGAAGAACAAGGCCGUUGUGGUUAUUGAUACGACUAGAGGUCAUCCUUUCACUAUUCGUAAUAUGGCUUACGUUCUUGGUGAAAAUGGAUACUUCAAAUCAGUCGAUCUCGGUGAUUUUGCACCCAUGAAGUGCUGGCCACUUGUGUGCUCUUAUCUUCCAAGCUUGGUGAAAUUCUAGCAAGCUGCGCCACCAGGCAACCUGAAGGAACACACCAUCUUAAAUCUUAUCAACUUGUUGUCGUCCUCUUUUGUUUGACACUUUGGGUUAUUUAAAUUUGUAAUAUUUUGUGAUGGUUUGUAGUAUAAAGUUGGAUUCUGGUAACUGCGUCACUUUUGUUCUUGUUUGGUACUCUUCUUUUAAAUCAACGCAAUUCUUCUGAUAAUACAUUGUUAAGAUGAAAGUACAUUGAUACACUA
This is a messenger RNA of Brassica oleracea var. oleracea, 1496 nucleotides long. Its product is annotated as F-box/kelch-repeat protein At3g16740-like. The record is from RefSeq and is a predicted model, not a curated record. NCBI's taxonomy places the organism in Eukaryota, Viridiplantae, Streptophyta, Magnoliopsida, Brassicales, Brassicaceae. The coding region runs from base 214 to 1257 and encodes 347 amino acids. Gene Ontology annotation, molecular function: protein binding. The transcript has 2 exons.